UCUCUCUAUCCCUCCCCGCUAUUAAAUCGGUCGUUUCAUUCCAACCGUGAUCUUCUCCUACCUCAGUCCAGAGUCCAGACUUUUAACUCCAAAAAUGGAUAACUGGUUAUACAUACGCAGAACUUGAACUUGCCGCGGAAGGGUUGUUGCCGCUAGACUAGAAGAGGGAUCUAAGUAAGUAAUUGAGAUAAGUUUUUAUUCUCUGACGUCUCAUUAUCGAAAUUUUUGAAAUCAUUGUUAAGUUUAGGUGCUAGUUUGAUUCUUCUAGAAUCCUAAUUGCAUAUGUUAAACGAGUAGGUGGACUGACCUCAAACAAAGGGAGAAGAAAUGAAGUUGGUUCCAAGAGAGAUUGAGAAGCUUAUGCUGCAUAAUGCUGGGUACCUAGCUCAGAAGCGUCUUGCUCGUGGCCAGAGGCUAAACUAUACUGAAGCUGUAGCACUUAUAGCAAGUCAGAUUUUGGAGUUCAUCCGUGAUGGUAAUAAGAGUGUGGCAGAAUUGAUGGACCUCGGAAGACAGUUGCUAGGAAGGAGGCAAGUUCUUCCAGUGGUUCCUCACCUUUUGCAUAUGGUGCAGGUUGAGGGAACAUUUCCUGAUGGAACAAAGUUAGUCACCAUCCAUGACGCUAUAGCAAGUGAAAAUGGAAAUUUGGCACUAGCUUUGCAUGGUUCUUUUCUUCCAGUUCCUUCCUUGGACAAGUUUCUGCCAGUGGAAGAGGAUAAAAUUCCGGGUGAACUAAAUUUCAGAUGUGGAUCUAUUACGCUCAAUCUUGGUCGGAAAGCAGUGAUCUUGCUUGUUACAAAUGCUGGAGAUAGGCCGAUUCAGGUAGGUAGCCAUUAUCAUUUUAUUGAGGUGAACCCUUGUCUAGUGUUUGACCGAAGGAAAUCAUAUGGUAUGAGAUUGAAUAUCCCAGCAGGAACAGCAACAAGAUUCGAGCCAGGAGAUACUAAGAGUGUUGUUCUGGUAAGUAUUGGGGGACUGAAAGUAAUUAGAGGUGGAAACAAUCUAGUUGAUGGCCCUAUUGAUGAUGCGUCUGUAGCAGCAGUGACUGAAGCUGCACUUACAAAAGAAUUCCGGAACAAAGUUGAACCAAAUGCCAGUGAAGGCAUUAUUGCAGAGAACUCUGCAUUCUCCUAUCGAAUAUCUCGUGAAGCCUAUGCUAAUAUGUAUGGUCCAACAGUUGGUGAUAAGAUUCGCCUUGGUGACACUGAGUUGUUUGCAGAAAUUGAGAAUGAUUUUGCUAUCUACGGCGAUGAAUGUAUAUUUGGAGGUGGAAAAGUUAUUAGAGAUGGGAUGGGACAGGCUUCUGGAUAUCCACCAACUGAGUGUUUGGAUACUGUUGUGACAAAUGCAGUGAUAAUUGACUAUACAGGAAUUUUCAAGGCAGAUAUUGGUAUUAAAAGGGGGAUCAUUGUGUCUCUUGGCAAAGCGGGAAACCCAGAUAUCAUGGAUGGUGUUACACCGAAUAUGAUUAUUGGGGUUAGCACGGAGGUUAUUGCUGGAGAAGGUAUGAUCGUGACAGCAGGGGCUAUAGACUGUCAUGUGCACUUCAUAUGCCCUCAGUUAGCUCAUGAAGCGAUAUCAGGCGGCAUCACAACACUAGUGGGAGGGGGAACAGGACCUGCUGAUGGAACACGUGCUACUACAUGCACACCAGCACCCCACCAUAUGAAGUUAAUGCUGCAAUCAACUGAUGAUUUGCCACUAAAUUUUGGAUUCACGGGCAAGGGUAAUAGUGCAAAACCAGAUGGGAUUCAUGAAAUUAUCCAUGCCGGAGCAAUGGGACUUAAACUUCAUGAAGAUUGGGGAACAACUCCUGCUGCCAUAGACAACUGUUUAAGUGUUGCAGAAUUAUAUGAUGUUCAGGUUAAUAUCCACACGGACACAUUGAAUGAAUCUGGAUUUGUGGAGCAUACAAUUGCAUCAUUUAAAAAUAGAACAAUCCAUACAUAUCACAGUGAGGGGGCAGGCGGUGGUCAUGCACCGGAUAUAAUCAGAGUUUGUGGGUUAAAAAAUGUUCUUCCUUCAUCGACAAACCCAACGCGGCCCUUCACUUCCAAUACCAUUGAUGAGCACCUCGAUAUGCUAAUGGUAUGCCAUCAUCUAGAUAAGGACAUUCCAGAGGAUGUAGCUUUUGCUGAAUCACGUAUCCGGGCUGAAACAAUUGCUGCCGAAGACAUUUUGCAUGACAUGGGAGCAAUUAGUAUUAUAUCUUCUGAUUCCCAAGCCAUGGGACGCAUCGGAGAGGUUAUAACCAGAACAUGGCAAACUGCUCACAAGAUGAAGUUAAUUAGGGGGUCACUAUCCCCAGGAGGAGGAUCAGAGAAUGAUAACCUCAGGAUCAGACGAUAUAUUGCUAAGUACACAAUAAACCCUGCUAUAGCUAAUGGAUUUUCUGAAUUUGUUGGCUCUGUUGAGGUGGGCAAGUUGGCUGACCUUGUAAUGUGGAAACCAUCCUUCUUUGGUGCGAAACCUGAAAUGGUGAUUAAAGGUGGGGAUAUAGCAUGGGCCAAUAUAGGCGAUCCAAAUGCGAGCAUCCCAACUCCUGAACCGGUGAUGAUGAGGCCUAUGUUUGGAGCAUUUGGUAAGGCUGGAAGUGCCAAUUCAAUUGCUUUCGUCAGUAAGGUGGCUAAAGAAAGUGGUGUAAAAAAGGUAUACCAACUGGAGAAGAGGGUGGAAGCAGUAGGGAAUGUUAGGAAGGUGAACAAGCUUGACAUGAAACUAAAUGAUGCACUUCCAAAUAUCACUGUUGAUCCAGAAACAUACACAGUCAAAGCAGAUGGUGUCCCCCUCACCUGUCCCCCAGCAUCAACACUUCCACUUUCUCGCAACUACUUCCUCUUUUAGAAACGUACACAGUCAAAGCAGAUGCUGAAUAAAUGUUGCAAAUUCUUGAGAAAUUUGAAAAUAAAUUGAAGAGGAGAUGAAUGCUCUUAAAUCUUAAUAAACCCAAUGCAGCAUUGAUUAAUAAAUAGUGCUUAUAACUGACAGACUGACAUAGAACAAUGGUUUAGCAAGUUUCCUUAGUGACUUGUUAUUGUUGUUGUACUAUAGCUUUGAAGAAGUGAUGGACUC
Messenger RNA from Impatiens glandulifera, 3072 nucleotides. Its product is annotated as urease-like. The coding region runs from base 328 to 2844 and encodes 838 amino acids. The record is from RefSeq and is a predicted model, not a curated record. The transcript has 18 exons. Gene Ontology annotation, cellular component: urease complex. Gene Ontology annotation, biological process: urea catabolic process. Gene Ontology annotation, molecular function: nickel cation binding; urease activity. Lineage: Eukaryota; Viridiplantae; Streptophyta; Magnoliopsida; Ericales; Balsaminaceae.